Schistocerca gregaria is the source of this 1575-nucleotide messenger RNA. RefSeq lists its product as uncharacterized. The transcript has a single exon. Gene Ontology annotation, molecular function: ATP binding; tRNA binding; lysine-tRNA ligase activity. Gene Ontology annotation, biological process: lysyl-tRNA aminoacylation. Lineage: Eukaryota; Metazoa; Arthropoda; Insecta; Orthoptera; Acrididae. Gene Ontology annotation, cellular component: cytosol; cytoplasm. The record is from RefSeq and is a predicted model, not a curated record. The coding region runs from base 1 to 1575 and encodes 524 amino acids.
AUGGACGAGCGGAACAUGUCCGUGAGGGACUACGUUGAAAAGUAUGGAUACUUGAAGCGCGGUGAGAAGUUGUCCGAAACUAGGGAGGAGGAUGAAAUCGUGCUUGCUGGCCGAAUAAUGAGCAAGCGAAGGUCGGGCAAAAGGCUUGUGUUCUACGAGAUCAAGCAGUAUUUUCAGGACGUGCAGAUCAUGUGUGAUAUGAAGGAUUACAGGGUGCGAGAGCAGGACUGGAAUUCCGAGAUAAAAAGUCUGGAGAGCGAGUUUGAAUUUUAUCAUAGCAAGUUAAAAAAAGGCGACAUCAUCGCGGUGAGAGGAUAUCCGUACAGGACGAAAACAGGAGAGUUGACGUUAGCUGGAAGGAGAGUGAAGUUGCUCGCGCCCUGUUUGCAUGACUUUCCGGAGUAUGGGGGCAUUCAGAACAAGGAGAUUCGAUACCGGCACCGGUACGUGGACCUGAUGGUGACUCCGGGAGUGAGGAACACUUUCGUAGCAAGAGCGUGCAUUGUUGGCGCGUUGAGGCGGUAUUUGGACCAGAGAGGUUUCAUAGAGGUCGAGACGCCGAUUUUGUCUCAGACUGCCGGAGGCGCGUGCGCAAGGCCAUUUGAGACGGUGAUGCGAGCGCAGGACGCGAGUUUGUACUUGAGAAUAGCGCCGGAACUCUAUUUGAAGCAGUUAGUUGUGGGAGGAAUGGACCGCGUUUAUGAAAUUGGAAAGUCGUUUCGAAAUGAGGGGAUCGAUUACACGCACAAUCCUGAGUUUACAACAUGCGAAUUUUAUGAGGCCUACGCCGAUUAUGAAAAGUUGUUUUCUACGGUUCAAGAGCUGUUUCUAUCGAUCGUCUGCCACAUGAAUUCGACGUUGCGACUGAACCGCGCGUCGCAGUUUGGAACAUCCCCGGCUGAGGCGCCGACCCACGACGAAGAUUCGGUCGUCUUGGUGGACGUGCCAGCUAAGGGGACACAUCCGCCGCUCGAGCGAGUCAGGAUUGACUUCAGGCAGCCGUUCAAGAGAGUUUCCGUCGUCGAGGAGCUCGAAAGAAUUUUAAAAAUACGACUUCCAGACGUCAAUGAUCCUAAAAAUAGUGCUUUUUAUCGAGACGUCCUCAAACAAUGCAAUUUAGACUGCCCGCCCCCGCAGACGACGGUUCGGAUGUUCGAUCGACUGAUCGAGCACUUUAUCGAAAGUCAGUGCGUUCAGCCCACUUACUUGUGUCAUUUCCCGACCUCGAUGAGUCCCUUGGCGAGAGAGCAUCGCACUCGACCCGCGCUCGCCGAGAGAUUCGAGUUAUUCAUUGCCAGAAUGGAGCUCGCCAACGCGUACACAGAAAUGAACUCUCCAUUUGAACAGGCAAAGAGGCUCAAAAAUCAAGUCCCGGACGGAGAGAGCGUCAAAAGCGACGAGGAGUGGUUCGUCCGCUCUCUAGAGUGGGGGCUUCCGCCGACCGCCGGAUGCGGACUAGGCAUCGACCGACUGGUUAUGCUACUAACCAACAAACUGUCUAUCAAGGAGGUCCUGCUGUUCCCGUUCAUGAAAGACGCAAAUGCAAACAACGAAGGAAAAUGCCAAGAGAGAUGA